GUCUACACUCAGUUUGUAGCUGACUUUGAUCAGCUUACGCCUGACCGUGUUCGGUGGACUCCCUACACUCAGCACGAUGUCAAUGAUCGUGCACCGCACGGUCUCGCGGAUCUUUGCACGCGAGAUAUGCAACUCUGGAUGACGACUUGUCACCUCGUGGUGGACGUGCACGUCGAGCCACACAAUGUCCACAGGGUUCUCAAACAGUUGGGCAUGUAUCAGGAUUUCCCUCCGAGAGAUGGUCGUCCUUUGGCUGAUAGUCUUCAUAGGUACUCCAGAAAGGGGCUCGGGCUUUCCUACGAGCUAGUUAUUGUGACCACGGUUCAGCCGACGGUACAAGAGUGGGAGCACGCAGCUGAUAACUUGGCACUUCAGACACCUCCAGACGAUGGGAGUUAUUAUGGAGCUUACCUUCGUUGGUACCGCAGUGUUACACGAUGGAGGUGUUUUCCUCCACAAGGAGAUAGCACCGUCCCCCACCAGGCAGCGAUUACUGACACGUUUGCCCCUCAGCCUAGAUCAGCUUACAACUCAAUGGCGGAAUUUGUUGAGCACGUUCACGUGGAGUCCGACACCAUGCUGCAAAGACUAGAGGCGAGACCUCCAGUCGUCAGGCCUGACGACGUGGCGAGCAUCCUUCGCAACUUCCGUGCACGUGCUGCCGCACUACUACGUCGUGUCUCCUGUCGGAGCGCGUGUCACGCCCAGAAAUUCUCAAACCAGAAUUUCUAAGCUGAAUGUGCAUUAAA
Messenger RNA from Oryza sativa Japonica Group (Japanese rice), 749 nucleotides. NCBI's taxonomy places the organism in Eukaryota, Viridiplantae, Streptophyta, Magnoliopsida, Poales, Poaceae. The record is from RefSeq and is a predicted model, not a curated record.